AUGGCAAACACGACCGACAUAGCUAUCGUGCGGGCAACAGUGGACGACGUUCCGGCAGUCCUCCGUCUCCUAGAUGACGCAGUGAAAUGGCUUGUAUCGCAUGACAGAACUGGACAAUGGGGAACAUCACCGUUUUCCGAGAAUCCAAAACGCGCCGAACGACUCACGGAAUUUGCAACCACCGGCUCUGGUCUUUGGCUCGCUGUCAAGGUUGCUGACCUCCCAACCGUGAACGGGGAAGCUCCGGUCAUCAUAGGAGCGCUUGCUGUUGGGGAUAAGAUGCCUUACGCACCAUCUGUUUCUGAGCCUGAGCUGUACGUGCGAUUAUUGGUCACGGAUCGACGAUGGGCUGGCAACGGGAUUGGAACGCGCCUUUUGGAACACGCUCGUGAUCUUGCCAAUGAAGCUGGAAUUUCGUUACUACGGGUAGAUUGCUAUGCAGGCGACGACGGCAAAUUGAUCCAAUAUUAUGAGUCUCAAGGGUUUGGGCGAUCUGAACGUCUGAACCUGGAAGGCGGCUGGCCUUGUCAAGUGCUUGCUCAACGACUAGAUGAGGUGAAAGGAGAAUAA
Penicillium antarcticum is the source of this 570-nucleotide messenger RNA. RefSeq names its product GNAT family N-acetyltransferase. The record is from RefSeq and is a predicted model, not a curated record. Gene Ontology annotation, molecular function: acyltransferase activity, transferring groups other than amino-acyl groups. NCBI's taxonomy places the organism in Eukaryota, Fungi, Ascomycota, Eurotiomycetes, Eurotiales, Aspergillaceae. Bases 1 to 570 code for a protein of 189 amino acids. The transcript has 2 exons.